UCGAUCCUUACCUUUCCAUAGAUUCCUUCGAAAUCCUUCCCUGCUGGCUCAGGAUGUCGCUAUCCAAGGAAAUGAUGUGCUUGGUGAAGCAGAAGGAGGAGGAGGGAUUUGACCUGGUGACCCGUCCAGUGCCUACCCCGGGGCCAGACGAGGUCAUCAUCAAAGUUGAAAGGGUGUCCAUCUGCGGGUCGGACAUGAACCUGUGGAAAUGGAAUGACAUGGCUCGUGUCCGAGGCAGACUUCCCUUCAUCCCAGGUCACGAGGCGACAGGGCAGGUGGUGGAAGUGGGAUCACAGGUGAAGGAGGUGCAGGUGGGACAGCGGGUAGCUGUGGAGAACCACUUCUACUGUGGCACUUGUUACCAGUGUAAGGUUAGUAUGUGUAACGACGGUGACAAAUAGCUGAGUGUCUGGGCAUCCAGAAGGGUGUCUUG
Cherax quadricarinatus is the source of this 433-nucleotide messenger RNA. The record is from RefSeq and is a predicted model, not a curated record. NCBI's taxonomy places the organism in Eukaryota, Metazoa, Arthropoda, Malacostraca, Decapoda, Parastacidae.